This is a messenger RNA of Monascus purpureus, 1995 nucleotides long. Lineage: Eukaryota; Fungi; Ascomycota; Eurotiomycetes; Eurotiales; Aspergillaceae. The record is from the annotation of a GenBank genome assembly.
GUCUGCUACCAGCUAUCCAUGAGUUCUUGCAAAGCGGCCCAAUCUCGCUUUUUGCAGUAUUCCAGUUAUAUUCUUAUGCCCCAGGGUCGUGUGUGAUCCUUCUCUCUCCCGGGAAGCCCGGAAAUCUCCAAGCUAAGCACCACGUACCUUGCGAUGAAGGGCUGGCUCCAGACACUGUGUCUAUCAGCUCUGCUGGUAGGACGCGCACUUGCGAACGAAGUUGAAUUGAAACAGGAUGACGCUCAUCGUCAACGAUGUUCGGGGAUGUACAGUCGGAAGGCAUGGGCAGGGAAGGUCGACCCAUUCAUCUUGGUCAGAUUUUCUCAAGAGACAGUAACCGGAGAUGAUGAUCCUCUUGCCAGUCUCAUUAUAUUUGAGUGGGAAGAUGAACCUCUGAUCGGUAUACCCCGGUCGGAUGAUCCAGAGAUCAAGGAUACCAUUUGCGAUGACGCGAGCAUUGAGCAGAAACUGUGCACAGAAGAGCAGCUGGGGUCAUUCAUCCUUGUUCCGAACGCAACCGAGCGAGCCCUAAAUCCCAUUAUAUCGGAUACGAUACACCUGAAGGACCCAGUCAAUAUCGAUUAUCCAAUAAAGAAAACCGGGUUUUACUGCGUGAGCACUUUUGCCUUUUCUGGUCAUGAUUAUCAAGCCAUCGUCGAGUUUCGAAAUGCGUAUGGUGAACUUCCGGCCGCACAGAUAGCAAAAUUGCCAUUUUAUGGAGGUCUGACGAUAGUUUACGCGGUGAUCGGAUUGUUCUGGGCAUUCCUAUACGUGCAGAAUCGUCACGACAUCUUGCCGGUUCAGAAUUAUAUAACUGCGAUUCUUGUCUUCCUAAUAGUGGAGCAAUUGAUGACAUGGGGCUUUUAUGAUUACCAAAACCGCCACGGUUUGAAUGCCGGCGCCAAGGUUCUUAUGGUCAUUGAUGCAGUUCUAAAUGCGGGACGCAACUCGUUCUCCUUUUUUCUUCUUCUCAUCGUCUGCAUGGGUUACGGUGUUGUCAAGCCGUCUCUAGGCCGGACGAUGAUCUACGUCCGCAUUCUCGCCAUUGCACAUUUCGUUUUCGGUGUGAUUUAUGCGGUCGCGAGUUUGUCAAUUACUCCAGACACUGCCGGGCCUCUAGUUCUGCUGAUUGUCCUCCCGCUUGCUGGUACCUUGACAGCCUUCUACGUGUGGACCCUGAAUUCGCUGAACAUGACGAUGAAAGAUCUCAUCGACAGGAAGCAAAAGGUAAAGGCCAUGAUGUACAAGAAGUUGUGGUGGUGCAUUUUGGGCAGUAUCAUUGUGAUAUUCGGCUUUUUCUUCAUUAACUCGUUCGCUUUUGCUGGUCGCGGCGACAUCAAUUUUGCACCGGAUCACUGGAAGACUCGGUGGUUUGUUCUGGAUGGCUGGCUCAAUCUUGUGUAUUUGUUCGACAUUUCUUUUGUGGCCUAUUUGUGGAGACCAACAGCCAACAACAGACGAUUCGCGAUGAGUGAAGAGAUUGCGCAAGACGAUGAUGGCUUUGAGAUACGCUCGUUUGGCACAUCUCUUGACGAAGAACGGGGUGGUGAAGGCAAUGCUGGUAAUGAAGCUGGUCGUGAUUUGUCACCGGUGCCUCCCAAACCCGUUCCCUCCGCGCCGCGCCAGCGAGACUCCCUCGAUGGAGAGACAAUCUUUGCCGUUGGUGAAGAUGGGGACAAGUGGUCCGAUGAUGAAGAAGAGUCUCCACGCAACUCCGGUGAGAGGAAAAGACUCACUGGCAAGGACGAUUGAUUAAUGGGUGAUGUUUUGACGGGAUAACCGCGCGAGAGCGAUUGACACUUGAAGUGAUAUGUCUUUGUACUCAUAUUCGGGAACCAAAGGGCCUGUUCUGCUUGGGUUGGUGUUUAUUUGUUUAUGGCAAGGGAUACGUACAUCUUCACGUAAUUGGCACUCAAAACUGUUUUGAGCUGCACCUGUGGCACAAAAUGUAAAGAACAGCUAUCAUAACUAUAUGCGAAUAAAUAACGUAUGGAG